Molecule: messenger RNA, 607 nt
Organism: Saimiri boliviensis boliviensis (Bolivian squirrel monkey)
Lineage: Eukaryota; Metazoa; Chordata; Mammalia; Primates; Cebidae
Gene: PFDN6
Product: prefoldin subunit 6
Biological process (GO): protein folding; chaperone-mediated protein complex assembly
Cellular component (GO): cytoplasm; prefoldin complex
Molecular function (GO): protein-folding chaperone binding
Source: RefSeq, a predicted model, not a curated record
CUUUAUUUACUUCCGGGUUUAUUACUACUAAAGGGAGAACGUGAGUAGGCCAGAUCAGAAAGGGGAGCUCAGGUACCUUCCAGAGAGUAAGAUCCAGCGCCCUUCUCUCGCUCCCCUUAAGCUUUCAUCCCCGCCAUGGCGGAGCUGAUUCAAAAGAAGCUGCAAGGAGAAGUGGAGAAAUAUCAACAGCUACAGAAGGACUUGAGUAAAUCCAUGUCGGGGAGGCAGAAACUUGAAGCACAACUAACAGAAAAUAAUAUCGUGAAAGAGGAACUGGCCCUAUUGGACGGGUCCAACGUGGUCUUUAAACUUCUGGGUCCGGUGCUGGUCAAACAGGAGCUGGGAGAGGCUCGGGCCACAGUGGGGAAGAGGCUGGACUAUAUCACAGCUGAAAUUAAGCGAUACGAAUCCCAGCUCCGGGAUCUUGAGCGGCAGUCAGAGCAACAGAGAGAGACCCUUGCUCAGCUGCAGCAGGAGUUCCAGCGGGCCCAGGCAGCAAAGGCAGGGGCUCCUGGCAAGGCCUGACCCCAUGGUGGGGGAAGGGGAGGGGAGGGAAUGAGGCAGCUCUAGGAUCUAUACGGUAGCUAAUAAAAUGUAAAAACACCUG